Pimephales promelas (fathead minnow) is the source of this 2003-nucleotide messenger RNA. It is a transcript of the gene erich1, whose product is annotated as glutamate rich 1. Lineage: Eukaryota; Metazoa; Chordata; Actinopteri; Cypriniformes; Leuciscidae. The record is from RefSeq and is a predicted model, not a curated record.
AAAUUGCUGAACGUACCUUCUUCCACCUUGACAUUCUAGGUAUUCGUUGAGCUUGCGGCUACAUGGUGGUGAGGAUGCAGCGAAGUUUUCAGAGUGCAUGCAUAGCAGUCGCCGCCCCGCGGGUGCAGAUCAGGUGCAGAUGCGGCGGUCCCCUGGAGGUGAUGUAGCGCUUAUCCACGCCGCUGGAGGGAGCAGUUCCGGACGCUGUACGUUCAGGCGCCAUCAUGGUGAGGUCGGAAACACGACAACACAGAGAACUGACUAUACUUUCUUUACUGUUUUAUGACAUAUGUGUGCGAUUUUACCGCUCAUUGUUUAUAUUCCUUUCAUGUUAAAUCCUGUAUUCCUAAAAAUGUGUAAAAUAGUCAAAAAUUAAAUGGCUUAAAGACGAUUGAUCUGAUUUGCGCUUUAUCUAAAGCCACUGUUUACACACCGAUCAGAAAAAUUGUAAUGGAGUGUCGUUUUAUUUACGAUUGAGGAAAGAAAGGUCUUCGUGAUUCUCAGCCGCUGAUAUGUCUGUCAGAAAAGAAGUAUUCCAGUCCAAGGUUCUGCAGAGAUUGUAUCCUGCUGCAUCCCAAGAGCAGAGUGUGCUGCAACCCGUUGCUGAAGAGCAGAGCAUUGUACCUGUGCCACCUGUGGAAAGACCUCAGUACCCACUCAAAAAGCCAGGUGAUGAGAAAAGUACAGCUGUACCAGGCAAAAAGCUCUACACUGUACUUCCUCCUCCUCAAGGCUACCUGCUCACUAGCGAGGAUGAUCCUGUCACACUGUCCAAUCCAGAUUCCACUGACUCUGAGAACAGCCCAGUCGACGCAGAUGAGCAUGAGUUACAUAAGAAGAGGAAAAGGAGGAGAAAGAAAAAAGUGUCUCCUGUUAUUUCAGCCAAGGUAUCCACCCCUCCAGUAGAGGGCACUAUACAGGGCCAGACAGAUCCUGUACAUCCCAGCAAUGAAGGGGACACUGGAAGCUCAUUGAGCAAUGAACGGAUCAGCAAAAACAGAAAGAGAAAGAUGAAGAAGAAACGGCACAAAGAGAAACUCAUCGCUCUUGGACUGGUGCCUCAUGUGAGAGCUAUUGAGUUCACAUAUGCACAGGGUGGACAUGGAAAUACAGAGGAGCUGCUCCACUUCCUUCGUACCACACAGGAGAUAUACCUGUCUGAUCGCAAGUCCUCUGGCUCCUGUGUAGAAAGUGGACAUGCUCUCUCCCUCACUGCUGCAGCUGAGACUCUGUUCUCUCGUCUGUCUGGUAGGACGCUGCCCCCUGCUGAGAUCUCCAGGCUGUGUGGACUCGGGUCUCUAUUGGUGAAUAACGAAGAGCAGUUAAAAUCACAGCUACAAGAAUUCAGGCACACAAGCACAUUGCCUGCAGAUGAGGUUUCAGUGGUAUGUGCUCUUAUUGAGUAUUGGCUGACAGAGAUUUUGCCCAUACAGAGAGAGCAGAAGACAUGACGUCCCCAGAUUCAGAGCCUAAGAGGAUAGCGACUGUGAAUAACCAGCAGGUGUCUGAUUGUAAUAUCUCGUCAGUCUGAUUUAUAGUCAAGGAAUUCAAGAAACUCGGGAUUAAAUUGCAUAACUUAACCAGCAUGAUAUAUUCUAGUUAUCUUGCCUUCACAAUAACAAUUAUUUUCUGCUGCUAUUUUUUUUUUAUUAUUAUUGCAAGUCACCAACACACUCUCACAGCUGUUUCUGCUAUCCAUAGCCUAUUAUUGACCGUGGCGCUGGAUCACCGGUCUUCCACAGCUCAUUAUGCGUGGUUUAGCGUCUUAGCAGCUAAUUACUUUAACAUCAGAACGUCAGCUCAAUGAUCUCAGAGACUGUUUAGAGCUUUUACUCACUAGACUGCUCAUUUCACCAACACAAAGCCUCAUUAAGGGGUUUUGUUUUGUUUUUUUACAUUUAAUUAGCUACUUUGGGGCAUUGUCGUGAGAAGCCACUGUGACUAUAAGUGUGACUAGAAAAAUGUCUUAGUGCAGCUAUAAAGAUAUUAAAGUUUUAUUUCAA